Messenger RNA from Myotis brandtii (Brandt's bat), 374 nucleotides. RefSeq names its product selenoprotein K (gene SELENOK). NCBI's taxonomy places the organism in Eukaryota, Metazoa, Chordata, Mammalia, Chiroptera, Vespertilionidae. The record is from RefSeq and is a predicted model, not a curated record. Gene Ontology annotation, cellular component: endoplasmic reticulum membrane; Golgi apparatus. Gene Ontology annotation, biological process: calcium ion transport; endoplasmic reticulum calcium ion homeostasis. The transcript is spliced from 4 exons.
GUGCCUGUGACGUCAGGGGCGGGGCGUAGAGGGAGGGACGGGAGUGGGAAGGCCGCUCCGUCGCCCCGAGGAGGGGAACGGGGAUCAAGAUGGUCUACAUCGCGAACGGACAAGUGUUGGACAGCAGGAGUCAGUCCCCAUGGAGAUUAUCUUUGAUAACAGAUUUCUUCUGGGGAAUAGCUGAGUUCGUGGUUUUGUUUUUCAGAACUCUGCUUCAGCAAGAUGUGAAAAAGGGAAGAGGCUACGGAAACUCAUCUGAUUCCAGAUACGAUGAUGGAAGAGGGCCCCCAGGAAACCCUCCCAGAAGAAUGGGUCGAAUUAAUCAUCUGCGUGGCCCCAGUCCUCCUCCAAUGGCUGGUGGAUGAGGAAGGUAA